UUGACCGUCUGCUGUAACGUGUACGCCGUGUUCUGUUUGUAAACGAGGUCAAAUUCUUUUAAACUUUCUUCAGACGGACCUUAGAGCUUGAGACAUACCUUAAUUGUGUGCGCGUUUUUUACCUUUUGGACACGGAAAUAAGGAUGUUGCUGACGUUGCUGGGGGCAUAAAGUCGCAUUUUUCCAUUUGGUCGUUUUAUAUUAGUUAUCAUAAUAUUAGUGCAUUUUUUGUUCUACGUUUGCGGUUGUUAUCUGCAUACACAUGCACUGUGGAUAAACUCAUGGAGCAAGGAUAAGGUCAGACACGCAUCUGCCUCAAACCUUUCCAUCAACAGCGAGGGAAAAACUGUCUUUUUUUUUUUUUUUUUUUUUGGGAAAUCCCAUUCUCCUUUCUUGACCCACGUGAGAUAAAUAAGUAAAAAGGGGCAACAUGGGGGUGAACAGCAUCCACUGGUUCAGGAAGGGGCUGCGGCUGCACGACAACCCGGCCCUGAGCGCGUCUCUGCGCGGAGCGGACACGCUGCGCUGCGUCUACAUCCUCGACCCCUGGUUCGCAGGAUCCUCCAACGUGGGCAUCAACAGGUGGAGGUUUUUGCUGCAUUGUUUAGAGGACUUGGAUGCCAGCCUGCGUAAGCUGAACUCCCGUUUGUUUGUCAUCAGAGGCCAGCCUACUGAUGUCUUCCCUCGUCUUUUUAAGGAAUGGCAGAUCAACCAUUUAUCUUAUGAAUAUGACUCUGAGCCGUUUGGCAAGGAGCGUGAUGCCGCCAUCCAAAAGCUAGCCAGCGAGGCUGGGGUGGAGACCAUGGUGCGGGUUUCACACACACUCUAUGAUCUGGACAAGAUUAUAGAACUCAACAGUGGUCAACCUCCACUCACAUACAAGCGCUUCCAGGGUCUAAUCAACCGAAUGGAUCCUGUAGAAAUGCCUACAGAGAAAAUCACAUCUGAAGACUUUAAAAAGUGCAUCACACCCAUCAACGAUGACCAUGAUGACAAGUUUGGUGUUCCCUCUCUGGAAGAACUUGGUUUUGAAACGGAGGGCCUCACCACAGCAGUUUGGCCCGGUGGAGAAACUGAAGCCCUGAUGAGGCUCGAACGCCACCUGGAGCGGAAGGCAUGGGUGGCAAACUUUGAGCGUCCACGUAUGAACGCCAACUCCCUGCUGGCCAGUCCCACGGGCCUCAGUCCCUACCUGCGCUUUGGAUGUCUCUCCUGUCGGGUCUUCUACUUCAAACUUACCGAUUUGUACAGAAAGGUGAAGAAGAACAGUACCCCACCGCUGUCCUUGUACGGCCAGCUGCUGUGGAGGGAGUUCUUCUACACAACUGCUACCAACAACCCCUGCUUUGACAAGAUGGACGGAAACCCAGUGUGUGUGCAGAUCCCCUGGGACCGGAAUCCAGAAGCACUGGCCAAGUGGGCAGAGGGGCGGACGGGUUUGCCGUGGAUCGACGCCAUCAUGACCCAACUGAGGCAGGAAGGCUGGAUCCAUCAUUUGGCAAGGCAUGCUGUGGCCUGUUUUCUCACCAGAGGAGACCUCUGGAUCAGCUGGGAAGAAGGCAUGAAGGUAUUUGAAGAGCUGUUGCUGGAUGCAGACUGGAGUGUCAACGCUGGCAGCUGGAUGUGGCUUUCCUGCAGUUCGUUUUUCCAGCAGUUUUUCCACUGCUACUGUCCUGUGGGAUUUGGGCGACGCACGGACCCCAACGGGGACUACAUUCGGCGAUAUUUACCUGUAUUGAGGGGUUUUCCAGCCAAAUACAUCUAUGAUCCUUGGAAUGCGCCAGAGGAAGUGCAGAAGGCAGCCAAGUGCAUCAUAGGACGCCACUACCCCAAACCCAUGGUGAACCAUGCAGAGGCCAGCCGCAUCAACAUUGAGAGGAUGAAGCAAAUUUACCAGCGGCUUUCCUGCUACAGAGGACUGGGCAUGCUAGCUACCGUACCAGUUGCAGGAGUCAAUGCAGGGACAAGUCAAGCUCCAGGAGGGUCCUCUGAAGACGCCCCAUUACAGGAGGGGACAUCUCGAACAGAAAGAGGACAGUCAACACACAAGCGCCGUUUUGAAGAGACUCCACAAAUGAGCAACUCCAAAUGUUGGAAGCAGAGCAAAUAAGGUGGAACACCAAGUUUCCCUCGGUCAGUUUGCCUCGGUGCCCAGAGGUCUCAGCGAGCAGCAGCAGCAGCAGCGGUGACUUUCCAUCUGAUAAUUAAGGCUUUUUGUCUAAAGACUACUUCUUACCCGCAGUCAACUGUUAGCACACCAGUGGUCGCAAGUUGAGACCUGUUACGUGCCACGCGGACACCUGGGACAUUUCAUAAGUGGAGCUCUGAGCUUAGCUCAGACCACAGAAGCAGACCCUGGGAAAAAAAAGAAGGAAGUUUUCACGUCAACGUGAAAAAGCCUGUUGUCUUCCAAAACAAGUGCAGAAGCCACUUGGCUAUGCCCUUUCUCCUCUUCACACUGACAUCGGUCAGUUUAGGACUUGUGUUGGAGUCGAGAUGUGUAACAUCGGACAUUUGAGCAUUUGAUGUCUACUGGCAUUUUUGAAGGAUGUGGCUCGGUAAAGGGAUCAAGCAAUAUGAUUUUUUUACAGGCAAUUUAUUUUUCACGACAGUUAAGUAUGACACAGGCAGGAUAUUUUACUGAUUUGCAUAGCAGGUCCAAAACAAAAAAAAAAACAUUUUGAAAGGAAUGUUUUUUUUGUACUAAGUGCGUGACUUUCAGCAAGACUGCCACCAUCUGUUUCUGAGACAAAGUCGCAUAAAAUAUUCUUUAUUUGGUCUGUUAUGUCUCAGCUGCAUACAGGGCGUUGAGGACACUCACCCACAUUAUGACAAAAAUGACCUGAAACCUCACAGAACUUGAGCAGGAAGCCGCUCAAUGUUUCAUGUCAACAUUGUCAAGUUUUCGAAUGUACAUAACGUGAUAAUUUAUUUACAUUUAUUAAACAAAGGUCUGAUGUACAGUUAAAGACUAUUAGAACCCUAAUAGUAAAGCAGACCAUCAUUUAUUUUGUAUAUUUGUUUUUGAUUUGCAACUUUUGUAUAUUGGAUCGUAGGAUCUCACAAAUCUUUUUGUAAAAUGUUUAAGUUGUAAUGUAAAUGUCUCUCUUUUUUUGUCUCCCUUGUGAAUGUAUAUCUAUUAUUUUUGUAUAAAAGGUUCAAAAAUUCUAAAUUUAUUUGACAUUGCAAUAAAAUGUGUAUAUUUA
Molecule: messenger RNA, 3205 nt
Organism: Cololabis saira (Pacific saury)
Lineage: Eukaryota; Metazoa; Chordata; Actinopteri; Beloniformes; Belonidae
Gene: cry1b
Product: cryptochrome circadian regulator 1b
Exons: 11
Coding region: 430-2109 (559 amino acids)
Biological process (GO): circadian regulation of gene expression; negative regulation of DNA-templated transcription; entrainment of circadian clock by photoperiod
Cellular component (GO): cytoplasm; nucleus
Molecular function (GO): FAD binding; DNA binding
Source: RefSeq, a predicted model, not a curated record